AUGGCAGGAAGUUCAGAGCAAAGGGAAAACAACAACACAGCCAUCAAUCUCAACAACAAGAGGAUUGGGAGACAAGCACCCAAUAAAUUAAAUUUGAUGAGGAGAAGUUCAAGUCCAUCAAAUUUGAACUCAAAGGGACUCAACAUUCAGUGGCAAAGCAAAUGGAAGUUUCACAGUCAACUGUUAAGUUUUGCAUUAUCUAAGUUGCAAUAUGAUGAAAACAAUGAUUCUUUCCAGUUUAAACCACAUACUAACAUUGUUCACAUUGAUGGAAAGCAUUUUUAUCUAACUCCAGAAUCACAGACUUACUACUUGGCAUCGGGUGAUGUAAAACCAUAUUGUGAAUAUAGGGAUAUGGCCUUUUAUUACUCAAGAGCCUGCCAAAAGGAGCUCAAGAAUAGAAAGAGGGGGGAAUUGGAGACCCAACCAAUACAGUCAAUGACCAAAGAGCACAUGAGAUUAAUGCUCAUCACUAAUGUCCUACCCAUAAUAAGAGGUAAGUGGCCACACGGAAUGUCAAAGCACAUUUUCAUUCAACAAGAUAAUGCAAAGCCACACAUAGCACAUAAUGACAAGGAAUUCAUGGAGGAAGCAAUGAAAAAUGAUUUUUUAUACAACUUGUCAAUUCAGGCUUUGCAAUAUCAGAAAGCAGCCUACAAUGUGCCACAAUUACUAAGUGCUGUGAACAAUGCCUUUGACAAUUUAAGUGCACAAUGUUUGAGAGUUGUAUUCAUUACAUUACAAGCUUGCAUGAUUGAAACCAUGAAAAGGCAAGGGGGUAUUGACUACCACAUCCCACACAUGAACUAA
Amaranthus tricolor (Joseph's coat) is the source of this 810-nucleotide messenger RNA. RefSeq lists its product as uncharacterized. Gene Ontology annotation, molecular function: nucleic acid binding. Lineage: Eukaryota; Viridiplantae; Streptophyta; Magnoliopsida; Caryophyllales; Amaranthaceae. The transcript is spliced from 4 exons. The record is from RefSeq and is a predicted model, not a curated record. Bases 1 to 810 code for a protein of 269 amino acids.